Messenger RNA from Bubalus bubalis (water buffalo), 2104 nucleotides. RefSeq names its product tropomodulin 4 (gene TMOD4). The coding region runs from base 975 to 2012 and encodes 345 amino acids. Gene Ontology annotation, biological process: muscle contraction; myofibril assembly; pointed-end actin filament capping. The transcript is spliced from 9 exons. The record is from RefSeq and is a predicted model, not a curated record. Gene Ontology annotation, molecular function: tropomyosin binding. Gene Ontology annotation, cellular component: striated muscle thin filament; myofibril. Lineage: Eukaryota; Metazoa; Chordata; Mammalia; Artiodactyla; Bovidae.
GGUGGGAGAUGGGAGAAGAGGGGCUCCUACUGGGAAUGAUGUGGAGUGUGUCUGCCUCUCUGUCACUCUGUUUCUGUCGCUGUCUGUCCUCUCCCUUAACUGUAGUUACGUUGUCAAUGUACGUUUCUCACAUUUUCUCAGUCUUUCAUAUUCAGCAUGGUGUGUAUGUGUGGCUUAAAAGAUCAUGCAAGUUUAAUCCUCUCAUUGGUUUUAGAGAAACUAUCCCAUUUAGAAGGCAUUUCCCACCCAUUAGACUGGUGUCGCCUUCCCAUCCAAAGCCAGGGACACAUUCUGUGAACUCAGUACCUUCUCCUAAGGCUGUGCCACCCCUCCCCCACUCUGGAUGUCUCCCAGGUCCUCUGAGCUCUUGCUUUCCCUCAGGAUUUAGGAUUUCAGCAAACAAUGAGAUCUUGAUCCCCCACAAUAAAAGGAGAUGAGGGUGGAGUAAGAGCACUAUCUAUCCCCCCAACAAAUCCUCCUUGGUUUCUUAAGCCAGGUUAGGAAAAACUGGAUUAGGGGGAAGAGAGGCAGAAUUUCCCUGAAGCUCUCUGCCUGGCCCCCUUCCUUGCAAUAGGAAUUGGGCUUGGGGCCGGCUGUGAUGGCAGGGCUCCUGGCAGCUGUGCUAGGGCAAGAGGCACCGACAGGCGAGGUUAAGGGGAGGGGUACUGCCAGGGUUUCUGAUACAAUGGGGAGAGGGAUUCACCCUGCAUACUGGGAUCCCCAUCCAGAGUGGCUGGAAGCUGUGGAAGCGGGAAGGAGGCUCCAUUUCUAACUAAACAACCCAACCUUCCCCCAUUUUCCCACGCCCAGCUAGAUCUCUAUCUGCCAAGGCAACCAGCUUAUUUAUUGUUCUGCCCCACUGGCUUGUCUGUUUCCCUACUGUGUCUGUGGACAUCUUGCCAUUGUCCAACCACUCUCUCCCUAUAACCCAGGCUCCGUGAGUGCCACACAGUGGGGAGGGGGUGGGGGCCAUCAUGUCAUCGUAUCAAAAGGAACUGGAAAAAUACAGAGACAUAGAUGAAGAUGAGAUCCUAAAGACCUUGAGCCCUGAGGAGCUAGAACAGCUGGACUGCGAGCUACAGGAGAUGGACCCUGAGAACAUGCUCCUGCCAGCUGGACUAAGACAACGUGACCAGACAAAGAAGAGCCCAACGGGGCCGCUGGACCGAGAGGCCCUCUUGCAGUACCUGGAACAGCAGGCACUAGAGGUCAAAGAGCGUGAUGACUUGGUGCCCUUCACAGGCGAGAAGAAGGGGAAACCCUACAUCCAGCCCAAGAGAGAAAUUCCAGUGGAGGAGCAGGUCACUCUGGAGCCUGAGCUGGAGGAGGCGCUGGCCCACGCCACAGAUGCUGAGAUGUGUGACAUUGCAGCAAUUCUGGGCAUGUACACACUGAUGAGCAACAAGCAGUACUAUGAUGCGAUCUGCAGCGGAGAAAUCUGCAACACCGAAGGCAUUAGCAGUGUGGUGCAGCCUGACAAGUACAAGCCAGUGCCAGAUGAGCCCCCAAAUCCCACCAACAUCGAGGAGAUACUGAAGAGUGUUCGAAGCAACGACAAGGAGGUAGAGGAGGUGAACCUCAAUAAUAUCCAGGACAUCCCGAUACCCAUGCUAACUGAGCUGUGUGAGGCCAUGAAGACAAAUACCCAUGUCCGGAGCUUCAGCCUGGUGGCCACAAGGAGUGGUGACCCCGUUGCCAAUGCGGUGGCUGACAUGUUGCGUGAGAAUCGUAGCCUCCAGAGCCUGAACAUCGAAUCCAACUUCAUUAGCAGCACAGGGCUUAUGGCUGUGCUGAAGGCAGUUCGGGAGAACGCCACACUCACUGAGCUCCGAGUAGACAACCAGCGCCAGUGGCCUGGUGACGCAGUGGAGAUGGAGAUGGCCACCGUGCUCGAACAGUGUCCCUCCAUUGUCCGCUUUGGCUACCACUUUACACAGCAGGGGCCACGCGCUCGGGCCGCCCAGGCCAUGACCCGGAACAAUGAACUGCGUCGCCAGCAAAAGAAAAGAUAACAUUACCUUUCCCUUUACCAACUAGGGCUCGGAGCCCUGAAAGCUUAAAUCAUCUGUCCCCCCUUUCCUGUAAAUAAAGGCCCUACUGUCCA